AUGACUACUACUCGCAAGCAGCUUGAAGUUCUAACAGAUGAUCAAACUCCACACAAAUGGUGUGUUUUAUUGAGAGAAGAUGUGUUCAAGAAGUUCAUGUCUCAAGGCAGUCCAGCAGUGCACAAGGUUUUUGGUGGAGGAUCAUUGUUCAGUCCAUUCUUGUUUGGGAAAUUUUUUGAUCCUUCUGAUGCCUUCCCACUGUGGGAGUUUGAUGCAGAUAUCUUGUUGGCUGGUCUCAGAAGCUCUGGUCAAAGCAGUACUGUUGACUGGUUUCAAACAGAUCAAGAUUAUGUACUAAAAGCAGAUCUACCAGGAGAUGGGAAAAACAAUGUUCAGGUCUAUGCAGAAAAUGGGAAGGUUGUGGAAAUUAGUGGGCAGUGGAAGCAGCAAGGAGGAGAGUCCAAGAGCACAAAAGAUUGGAGAAGUGGGAAUUGGUGGGAACAUGGGUAUGUUAGGAAGCUUGAGCUCCCACAAGAUGCAGAUUGGAGAAGAAUAGAGGCCUCUGUGACUAAUGACCUACUUUUAGAAAUCAAAAUCCACAAGAUCAACCCCUUGGAUUGUGAUAUUAGUCAUCUGACCAUGAAAGAUAAGGAAGCAAGUUUACAAAGAAGAAUGAGCAAGCAAAGGGGAUGUAGCUCAGAUGGUAGAGCGCUCGCUUAG
Messenger RNA from Prunus armeniaca (apricot), 660 nucleotides. The record is from the annotation of a GenBank genome assembly. Lineage: Eukaryota; Viridiplantae; Streptophyta; Magnoliopsida; Rosales; Rosaceae.